AUGGAUGGUGGUGAUGUGCCUGAAAAUAAUGAUGUAAAUGAAGAUAGGAUUUCGAAGGUGCCAUCAUCUUCAUCAUCCUCAUCUUCAUCGUCAUCCUCGUCUUCUUCAUCAUCUUCAUCAACUGAUGACUUUGUAAUCAUUGAUAAGUACAUAUCUGAUUACGAGGCGGCUACAGAUCCGGAAAAGGAUUUUGUGGUAACGGAAGAGGAUGAUGAGGAAACGGUGGUGAGAAGGUUUCAUCUGGCGGUUGGCUACAAAAAGUUGAAAGACCUUGAAAGGUCAUUAUGCUCUAAGGAACAAGCUUCCGAGGAUUCGAAUCUCCCGCCUGACGCAGACGACCGCGUGGAAAGCGACAUUUCGAACCUGACGACAGAUGACGACGACGACAACACCGACCUGUCGUCAUUUUCCCCUGGAGUCCUUGAUGUCGCCCUGCUGGAAGGUCAAGGUGAGAUUCAGAGGAUCUACAUCCAUCACCCGAAUCAUAACCUGGAUUCUCUGCUUACCUGUCUGGCGGUCGUUGCACUCUUCUUCGCCGUUGGCACUGGAAUUGGUCAUUACGUUGGAUCGACCCACGAAACGUUGAUGAUGCACGUGCAGUUGGAACGCCUAAGUGUCAUUCAGGAGCGUUACAAGUCAUGCUGGCAGGAGACCACGAUUUUGAGACAACUGCUCGGCUUCAAAUCCAACUUUGGGCAAUUUUUUCAAAACGGGAAUUUGUUGUCGAAAGAUAAGGAGCCUAUAUUUAGUGAUGAGAGUGUGUUGUUAGAGGGCGUAAGCUAUGCUGAUGGAGGUGACGCUAACAACAGUCACAACUACAAGGAUGAAGUUGAAGAAGAUGAUGAAAGGAAGGAGAGGGUAAUGACGAAGAGUGCGCAUCUUGGUGCAGGAAAACAUGACGAUGAUAACAAAAAAUCGAAACGUAACCUAUUGCUCGGAAUAAAACCGGAAAGUAAUUUGAAAAAGAUGUGCGCUCAAUACCUUCGCAGUAUCCUCUUACUUCUCCCUCUUCAACCUCACAACUACAAGGAUGAAUUUGAAAAGGACAAACUCCAAAUUCGAUUUUCCAAAAACGGCAAAAAGCUGUUCAAAGAUUUGAAUAAAAUAAUUCAUAAUAAGAGAUGCAGUCGAGAAGUAGUUCUGGCUCCUGAGUGCUGCGAAAAUUAUCUCGACUCCAAAUUUUAUUUGCCGCUAAAAUUGAGCGGAGAACAAAAAUAUGAUAAUUAUCUUGGCAGAGUCAUUUUGAGAUGUAACGGAAAUUUUAAUAAUUAUGACGUCACCGUUACGUCACUUGUCGCAUCUUAA
Helobdella robusta is the source of this 1305-nucleotide messenger RNA. RefSeq lists its product as hypothetical. The transcript is spliced from 6 exons. Lineage: Eukaryota; Metazoa; Annelida; Clitellata; Rhynchobdellida; Glossiphoniidae. The record is from RefSeq and is a predicted model, not a curated record. The coding region runs from base 1 to 1305 and encodes 434 amino acids.